Ipomoea triloba (trilobed morning glory) is the source of this 1848-nucleotide messenger RNA. RefSeq names its product ABC transporter F family member 4-like. The record is from RefSeq and is a predicted model, not a curated record. The transcript is spliced from 3 exons. NCBI's taxonomy places the organism in Eukaryota, Viridiplantae, Streptophyta, Magnoliopsida, Solanales, Convolvulaceae. Bases 166 to 1533 code for a protein of 455 amino acids.
UGAAACCAAAGGGACAGAGAAGCCAGAGAGACAAUUUCCAUUCCCAUUCCCAAAUUUCUUCCUCUUUCUCUGAUCUCUUUCAACAAGGAAGAGAGAGAAGGGGAGAAUUCAUCCUCUUCAUUUUCAUUUUCCCAGAGGAGGCUAGGUGGUCCAAUACCAAUAAUCAUGGGUUGUGGUGAAUCAAAGCAUGCUGUUUCAACAGAAAAUUCCACCAUCAGCAGCAAAAGCAAGAGAUCAUCCUCUUCUAGAUCCAGUUCCAAGAGGGAGAAAGCCUCGGAAACCGCUCCUGCCGAGAAGACCGGUGCCUCGGCCCCACCAUUGGCGGGGCAACAACAAGAAGAAGCUGCAAAAGAUGACCCCAAGAAGCCACCCGAGGCUGUUGUUAUGGAGGGUGAAAUCAAUAUUGUAAAGGAAGCCAAAAACCAAAUAGCCCUUGAAGGACAGAAAGUCUCGGAAACCGCUCCUGCCCAGAAGGCCGAUGUCUCGGCCCCACCAUUGGUGGGGCAACAAGAACAACAGCCACCCGAGGCUGUUGUUAUAGAGGGUGAAAUUAAUACGGUAAAGGAAGCCAAAAGCCAAAUAGCCCUCGAAGGACAGAAAGCCUCGGAAACCGCUCCUGCUCAGAAGGCUGGUGCCUCGGCCCCAGCAUUGGCGGGGCAACAACAACAAGAACAAGAAGCUGCAAAAGAUGACCCCAAGAAGCCACUCGAGGCUGUUGUUAUCGAGGGUGAAAUCAAUAUUGUAAAGGAAGCCAAAAGUCAAAUAGCCCUUGAAGAACAGAAAGCCUCAGAAACCGCUCCUGCCCAGAAGGCCGGUGCCUCGGCUCCAUCAUUGGCGGGGCAACAACAAGAACAAGAAGCUGCAAAAGAUGACCCCAAGAAGCCACUUGAGGUUGUUGUUGUAGAGGGUGAAAUUAAUAUUGUAAAGGAAGGCAAGAGCCAAAUAGCCCUCGAAGAACAGAAAGGCGAUGAUGACCAUGGAAAGGGUGAAAUCAAUGUUGUAAAAGAAGGAAAGGGUGAAAAAGUUCUUGAAGGAGAGAAAGGUGGUGAUGAUCAUGGAAAGCAGGUCGAAAAGGCCCUCGAGGUGAAGGAAAACGAUGAUGAUCAAGGAAAAGAAAACAAGAAUGGACAACCCGAGGCCGAGGAGGAUAAGGAAAACAAGAAUAAUGCUGAGGCUGUUAAGGUGGCUGUGGAAGAUGUAAAAGAGGAGGAAACUGUUAAGGAACAAGAGGAAUCUGAGCCUGUUAAGGAUGAGAAUGAAAAAGAGAUCAACAAAACUCAAGAGGUUGUAAAGCCUGCAGAGAAAUCAUCUGUUGAAGACAACAAAACAGAUGCACAAAAAGAAGAUGAUACCAAGACAAAUGAAGAAGGAAAGAAGAUAGAAGAAAAAGCUGUUCCAGCUGCUACUGAAGCAAAAGCUGAAGUUGAAGCCAAACCAGAACCAGAAGACAAAACUCCAACUCCACCACAAGAGGACAAAAAACCUGAGACCUUAGUGACAGAGGAGAGGGCUAAUGAAAAAGAAAGCCUUUGAAGACUUGCUGCAUUUCAAGCUUAGAAAUCUGACUAUCUAUGGAUAUAAACAUAACCAAUUUGGGAUCAAAGACAUAUCUAUAGAGUUAAGUAUGUGAAGUUGUUACCUUUUUCAUUCCAAACACAUUGGCUUCCCCCCAAUUCUUUUCAAAUGUCUGGGAAUUUCACUCUCUAUACAUCUGGGAAUGUGAUUCUAUUUAAGAGAUGAUAUGAUGAUUCAUGAAACUUUGUGUACCACCACCAUUCUUAUGGGCUGUACUUCAAAAAAAAAAUAUAGAUGUUUAUCUCAUCCAUAAUGUUUGAUUAUUUAAUCAAA